Molecule: messenger RNA, 1167 nt
Organism: Ogataea haglerorum
Lineage: Eukaryota; Fungi; Ascomycota; Pichiomycetes; Pichiales; Pichiaceae
Exons: 1
Coding region: 1-1167 (388 amino acids)
Cellular component (GO): endoplasmic reticulum membrane
Molecular function (GO): sphingosine-1-phosphate phosphatase activity
Source: RefSeq, a predicted model, not a curated record
AUGCUUACAGACGAUCUUACAAGCACCUCCAAAUACGAUGCAGGCCUUCAGUCUGAAGCGUACUAUCGCACUCGGAUGAGUGCGUUUCAGUUCAAACUCAGAUCAAAGCUUUUGCGACUCGUCCAACGUGAAACGCCUCUUCUUUCCAAAAUACAGAAAACAUGCUACACAGACUGGCUAGACAUCUACUUCACAUAUUCAGCAAACCUCGGGUCACACACAUUCUAUGUGCUAUGUCUGCCGCUCCCUGUGUGGUUUGGGUUCACCUAUCGUGACUUGGUCUACGUUCUGGGACUAGGCAUUUUUUUUACGGGCGCAGUCAAGGAUUACCUCUGUCUUCCUAGACCACGCUGUCCGCCCCUCGUCCGCAAAACUAUGAGCCACUAUACGUCGCAGGAGUACGGGUGUCCCUCGAGCCACUCAGCCAACGCGUCUGCGGUCUUUAGUCUGUUUUCAUACUACAUACUAGCCAAUGUUGACUCGUAUACGGUCACGACGGCUACGCUCCUCAUGCUUGCUCUAUUUUUGUACUUCGCCUCAAUGGUCUUUGGAAGGAUUUAUUGCGGCAUGCAUGGCAUUGUGGAUGUCAUGGUGGGCAUAUUGAUAGGCACAUCGACGGUAAUUCUGAGACUGAUUACCAAAACCAACUGGGAUUCUUUUCUGACCAGCAACUCGGUGCUGGCACCCAUUAUCGCCGUGGGAGUGUAUUACGCGUUACUAUACUUCCACCCUCUUCCUAUUGACCACUGUCCGUGCUUCGAAGACACUGUCGCGUUUAUCGGUGUGCUGAUGGGCCUCGAUAUGGGAUUUUGGUUGCUCGCCAACUCUUCUUACAAGGCCGCAGAUAUGGAGUACCACGGUUCGUGCAAAUACUCUCUGGAGCAACUGGGAUACAUAAAAACCGCUCUUAGACUGGCCUUAGGAAUUUCGAUUCUGGCCUUGUGGAAGACCCUUGCUAAGCCACUGCUCACGCGAAUGUUUAAACCUAUACACUCACGGGUAUUCGCAAGUCACGCUACCAAACUCCGCAACCCGAGCGAUUGUGCUGCAUUAAGGCCACGUUACGAACUACCACUUCUUGUGAGGCUCGGUGUCUACAGCGGCAUUGCCUUCAUUGCAAUUUGGAUGGACGCUAUUUACAAAUAUGUAGGAUUAGCUUUGGACUAG